AUGGCUGCUACCACGAAUGGUGACCGCUCAAAGACGCUGAGCUUCAGCGACCGCUUUGUCCAAAUCAUCAACGGAAAACCUUCUCAGACGGAGAAGUCUCGAAAUGGCAUCAAUCCAGCAAACCUGACUGCGAAAGCAGAGGUGCCUGUGGCUACACGCGAGGAUCUUGAUCUUGCGGUCGCUGCGGCAAAAGAUGCAUUCAAGACAUGGUCCAAGGUUCCGUAUGAAGACCGGAAGAAGGCUGUUCUGGCCUACGCAGAUGCCGUCGACAGCUAUCGCACUCAGUUUAGAGAUCUCCUGAUCUCUGAACAAGGAAAGCCUAUUCCCCAAGCAGAUGCCGAGACAGAUGCUGCCAUUAGCUGGAUUCGAGGCAUGGCUGGCAUCUCACUCCCAGAGGAUGUUGUAGAGGACAAUGAUCAUCGAACCAUCAUCACUCGGUGGACUCCUCUGGGUGUGGUCGGGGCCAUUGUGCCUUGGAACUUUCCCCUCCUUCUUGCCACGGGCAAGAUUGCGCCGGCCCUCCUGACCGGAAAUGUCAUCAUCGUCAAGCCCUCACCAUUCACCCCAUACUGCGGGCUGAAAUUGGUAGAAUUGGCACAACAAUUCUUCCCGCCGGGUGUUGUACAGUCCUUGAGUGGAGAUGAUGAUCUUGGUCCCUGGUUGACGAGUCACAUGGGUAUUGACAAGAUCAGCUUCACUGGAUCCACGACGACAGGGAAGCUAGUGAUGCAGAGUGCGAGCAAAACUUUGAAGAGGGUCACUCUAGAAUUGGGAGGAAACGAUCCCGCUAUCGUAUUCCCAGACGUAGAUGUUGACAAGGUGGCUGAAAAGGUUGCUUUCUUCGCUUUCCUCAAUUCCGGCCAGAUCUGCCUGAACCUCAAGCGGAUAUACGUCCACGAGUCCGUUUUUGAUCAAUUCAAGGAAGCCUUGGUUAAGCACGUAAAGGGAUACAACCUUGGCGAUGGCUCGCAGCCAGGUGUCACUCAUGGUCCCCUGCAAAACUCCAUGCAGUAUGAACGAGUCAAGGCGUUCUUUUCGGACAUUGAAUCUCAGGGGUGGAAGGUUGCCGUGGGAGGCAACAUUGAGAAGUCCCAAGGCUAUUUCAUUACCCCAACAAUCAUCGAUCGUCCCCCUGAGAAGUCUCGUCUAGUUGUUGAAGAGCCCUUCGGUCCUAUUGUGCCUCUUCUAUCGUGGAGCAGCGAAGAUGAGGUUAUUUCUCGGGCCAACGACACUUCGAUGGGUCUUGGAGCAUCCGUGUGGACGAAUGAUUUGAAGAAAGCAGCCGAAGUAGCCAAACAGAUCCAAGCAGGAAAUGUCUGGAUCAAUACACACUUCGAUCUGUCACCUCUCGCACCAUUCGGGGGGCACAAAGAAAGUGGUAUUGGAACUGAGUGGGGCGCGAAUGGUCUGAAAGCUUUCUGCAAUAAUCAGACGCUUUUCUUGAACAAGAAAGUCGUCAGUUAG
This is a messenger RNA of Colletotrichum chrysophilum, 1464 nucleotides long. RefSeq lists its product as uncharacterized. Gene Ontology annotation, molecular function: aldehyde dehydrogenase (NAD+) activity. The transcript is spliced from 7 exons. The record is from RefSeq and is a predicted model, not a curated record. NCBI's taxonomy places the organism in Eukaryota, Fungi, Ascomycota, Sordariomycetes, Glomerellales, Glomerellaceae. The coding region runs from base 1 to 1464 and encodes 487 amino acids.